AUACCACAAAUUCUGCCACUCAGGAAGCCCUAGAAAGGCUUCCUUUUCUGGUAUGCCCUGAUGCAUUCAACACAUGUCGGUAUUGUACGCGACCGGCAAUCAGAGCAAUUCAGGAUCACUUUCUCCGUCUGCAAGAAAGAGCAAAUCAUCCGUUGGUGAAUGCUUCUCCGCUGGUCAGCCGUCUGCUGCUAAUUUCUGCCUGCCUCAUCAACCCCAUUUAAGAGGCUGGAAGCUCGGUGGAUGACCAAGCUAGAAAGCCUUGGCAAAAUCUUAUCUCGGGAGGCAAGACUAGUUAAGAAUGAGAGAGAAAAGCUGUUUUUCUUUUCUUUAAAGGAAUCAGACUGAUGUGAGAACACCCAGUUUCUCACUGAGCAAAGCAGAGCAAGGCUAUGAGCAAUUCAAGGCUGAAGAGCAGAGACUCCCUUUAAACAGCACUAAUCCUGCUACUUGUCUGACAAACGUCAGCCCAUGGACUUUGGUUUCAGUGCUGUGAAUAUUUGCAGUGGCUUUGCAUGUUGGAAUACUAGCAGUGAUCUCCUUUUUCCCCCUUCCCCUGUACAUCUACCUGCUGAAAAAUGAGUGAGGAAGCGAAAGAGAAAAAUGCUAAACCGGCUCACAGGAAAAAGAAAGGAAAGAAGUCUGACACAAAUGCAAGUUAUCUGAGAGCUGCUCGAGCUGGCAACUUGGAAAAAGCUUUGGACUACUUAAAAAAUGGAGUGGAUAUCAACAUUUCAAAUCAGAAUGGGUUGAAUGCUCUCCAUCUCGCUUCCAAAGAAGGACAUGUAGAAGUUGUCUCCGAACUGAUACAACGAGGUGCCAGUGUGGAUGCAGCAACAAAGAAAGGAAACACAGCAUUGCACAUAGCAUCCCUUGCUGGACAAGCAGAAGUAGUCAAAGUGUUGGUUACAAAUCGGGCCAAUGUCAACGCACAGUCUCAGAAUGGUUUCACUCCGCUAUAUAUGGCAGCCCAAGAAAACCACCUGGAGGUUGUUAAGUUUCUUCUUGACAACGGUGCCAGUCAAAGCCUUGCCACAGAGGAUGGUUUCACGCCUUUGGCAGUAGCUUUGCAGCAAGGUCAUGAUCAGGUGGUUUCACUGUUGCUUGAAAAUGAUACAAAGGGAAAAGUCCGUCUUCCAGCCCUUCACAUCGCUGCUCGCAAGGAUGACACGAAGGCAGCGGCUCUGCUCCUGCAGAAUGACCACAAUGCUGACGUGGAGUCAAAGAGUGGGUUCACUCCGCUCCACAUAGCGUCUCACUAUGGGAAUAUCAAUGUAGCUACAUUGCUGUUAAAUCGGGGUGCUGCUGUGGACUUCACUGCAAGGAAUGAUAUCACGCCAUUACAUGUUGCAUCCAAGAGGGGAAAUGCAAAUAUGGUCAAACUCCUACUUGAUCGAGGAGCUAAAAUUGAUGCCAAAACAAGGGAUGGGUUGACACCGCUCCACUGUGGAGCAAGAAGUGGCCAUGAACAGGUUGUAGAAAUGCUGCUGGAUCGUGGUGCCCCUAUUCUUUCCAAAACCAAGAAUGGUUUGUCUCCGUUGCACAUGGCAACACAAGGAGAUCAUCUAAACUGUGUUCAGCUUCUGAUUCAGCACAACGUGCCUGUAGAUGAUGUCACUAAUGACUAUCUGACUGCGCUGCAUGUUGCUGCCCACUGUGGCCACUACAAAGUUGCCAAGGUUCUCUUGGACAAGAAAGCUAAUCCUAAUGCCAAAGCACUGAAUGGUUUCACACCACUUCACAUCGCCUGCAAGAAGAACAGAAUAAAAGUAAUGGAACUUCUUCUGAAACACGGUGCAUCAAUUCAGGCUGUGACUGAGUCUGGCCUGACUCCAAUCCACGUUGCUGCCUUCAUGGGACAUGUAAAUAUUGUAUCACAGCUAAUGCAUCAUGGAGCAUCACCCAACACUACCAAUGUGAGAGGAGAAACAGCUCUGCACAUGGCUGCCAGAGCUGGCCAAACAGAGGUCGUUCGAUACCUGGUACAAAAUGGAGCCCAGGUGGAGGCUAAAGCUAAGGAUGACCAAACACCACUGCACAUUUCUGCUCGACUGGGAAAAGCAGAUAUAGUACAGCAGCUGCUGCAGCAAGGUGCAUCUCCAAAUGCAGCUACAACAUCUGGCUAUACACCCCUGCAUCUUUCUGCUCGAGAAGGACAUGAAGAUGUAGCUUCUGUUCUUUUGGAUCAUGGUGCAUCUUUAUCUAUCAUUACCAAGAAAGGAUUUACUCCUCUACAUGUGGCUGCAAAAUAUGGGAAAAUUGAGGUAGCCAAUCUUCUGCUUCAAAAGAAUGCAUCACCUGAUGCUUCUGGAAAGAGCGGUUUAACACCACUGCAUGUAGCUGCACACUACGAUAAUCAAAAAGUGGCACUCCUACUGUUGGACCAGGGAGCUUCACCUCAUGCAUCUGCCAAGAAUGGCUAUACUCCACUGCACAUAGCUGCCAAGAAAAACCAGAUGGACAUUGCAACUACACUGCUGGAAUAUGGUGCUGAUGCCAAUGCUGUAACCAGGCAGGGUAUUGCCCCCGUACAUCUUGCCUCUCAGGAUGGCCACGUGGACAUGGUGUCAUUGCUUCUUACCAGAAAUGCUAAUGUGAAUCUCAGCAACAAGAGCGGACUGACGCCACUCCACCUGGCUGCUCAAGAGGACAGGGUCAAUGUAGCAGAGGUUCUAGUUAACCAAGGAGCUGCUGUAGAUGCACAGACAAAGAUGGGAUACACUCCUUUGCAUGUUGGCUGCCACUACGGAAACAUAAAAGUCGUUAACUUCCUUCUGCAGCAUUCUGCAAAAGUUAAUGCCAAAACGAAGAACGGCUACACGCCGCUGCACCAGGCUGCGCAGCAGGGGCACACCCACAUCAUCAACGUCCUUCUCCAUCACGGCGCGGCACCCAACGAGCUCACCGUGAAUGGAAACACUGCCCUCGCCAUUGCUAAGCGACUUGGCUACAUUUCAGUUGUUGACACAUUGAAGGUGGUGACAGAGGAGACUAUGACUACAAUUACUGUUACGGAAAAGCACAAAAUGAAUGUACCUGAAACCAUGAAUGAAGUUCUUGAUAUGUCUGAUGAUGAAGUUCGUAAAGCCAAUGCCCCUGAAAUACUCAGUGAUGCUGAAUAUUUGUCAGAUGUUGAAGAAGGUGAGGAUGCGAUGACAGGCGAUACUGACAAAUACCUCGGACCUCAGGAUCUGAAAGAGCUGGGAGAUGAUUCUUUGCCUGCUGAAGGAUACAUGGGCUUUAGCCUGGGAGCCCGCUCCGCCAGCCUCCGCUCCUUCAGUUCGGAUAGGUCCUAUACGCUGAACAGAAGUUCUUAUGCCCGUGACAGCAUGAUGAUUGAAGAGCUGCUGGUACCAACAAAGGAUCAGCACCUGACGUUUCAAAGGGAGUUUGAUUCCGAUUCUCUCAGACACUAUAGCUGGGCUGCAGACACCUUGGACAAUGUUAACCUUGUUUCGAGUCCCAUCCAUUCCGGUUUCCUGGUUAGUUUUAUGGUUGAUGCACGUGGAGGUUCGAUGAGAGGUAGUCGUCAUCAUGGCAUGAGAAUAAUCAUCCCACCACGCAAGUGUACGGCACCAACCCGCAUCACCUGCCGCUUGGUAAAGAGGCAUAAACUGGCCAGCCCACCACCCAUGGUUGAAGGAGAAGGAUUAGCGAGUAGACUUGUAGAAAUGGGGCCAGCAGGGGCACAAUUUUUAGGCCCUGUCAUAGUGGAAAUCCCUCAUUUUGGAUCAAUGCGAGGAAAGGAAAGGGAACUGAUUGUACUUCGAAGUGAGAAUGGUGAAACGUGGAAGGAGCACCAGUACGACAGCAGGCAUGAAGACUUAACUGAGAUACUCAAUGGCAUGGAUGAAGAGCUGGACAGUGCUGAGGAGCUAGAGAAGAAGCGCAUCUGCAGGAUUGUCACAAAGGAUUUCCCUCAGUACUUUGCAGUGGUUUCACGAAUCAAACAGGAGAGUAACCAAAUUGGCCCAGAGGGUGGUGUGCUGAGCAGCACCACAGUGCCACGUGUCCAGGCCUCCUUCCCUGAGGGUGCUCUAACCAAGAGAAUUCGUGUUGGACUCCAGGCUCAACCCGUUCCAGAGGAGAUUGUCAAAAAAAUCCUUGGAAACAAAGCAACUUUCAGCCCCAUUGUCACUGUGGAGCCUAGAAGAAGAAAAUUUCAUAAGCCAAUAACCAUGACAAUUCCUGUGCCGCCUCCGUCGGGAGAAGGUGUAACCAAUGGGUACAAGGGGGACACGACGCCCAGCCUUCGACUUUUAUGUAGCAUUACAGGAGGUACUUCACCUGCGCAGUGGGAGGAUAUCACAGGCACCACUCCGCUGACGUUUUCAAAUGACUGUGUCUCAUUCACAACCAAUGUUUCAGCCAGAUUUUGGCUCGCAGACUGCCAUCAAGUACUAGAGACUGUUGGACUGGCAACACAGCUUUAUAGAGAAUUAAUAUGUGUUCCUUAUAUGGCAAAGUUUGUGAUAUUUGCCAAAAUGAAUGACCCUGUGGAAUCCAAUUUGCGUUGCUUCUGCAUGACUGAUGACAAAGUGGACAAAACUUUGGAGCAACAAGAGAACUUUGAAGAGGUUGCAAGAAGCAAAGACAUUGAGGUUCUGGAAGGGAAACCUAUUUAUGUUGAUUGCUAUGGAAAUCUGGCUCCUUUGACUAAAGGAGGACAGCAACUCGUUUUUAAUUUUUAUGCUUUCAAAGAAAAUAGACUGCCAUUCUCUAUCAAGGUAAGAGACACCAGCCAGGAACCUUGUGGUCGACUAUCGUUUUUGAAAGAACCAAAGACUACAAAAGGACUGCCACAAGCAGCUGUUUGCAACUUGAAUAUCACUCUGCCUGCACACAAGAAGGAAACAGAGUCAGAUCAAGAUGAUGAGACGGAGAAAGCUGACCGGCGCCAGAACUUUGUCUCCCUUGCUUUACGUAAGCGCUACAGCUAUCUGACUGAGCCUGGAAUGAAAACAGUUGAACGGAGUGCAGGAGCAACAAGAUCCCUACCUACUACUUACUCAUACAAGCCAUUCUUUUCAACACGGCCAUAUCAGUCAUGGACAACAGCUCCAAUUACAGUGCCUGGGCAAACCAAAUCAGGCUUCACUUCCUUAUCAAGUUCUUCCUCUAACACUCCUACAGCUUCCCCAUUAAAAUCAAUAUGGUCUGUUUCUUCUACUUCUCCAAUCAAAUCCACAUUAGGAGCUUCUACCACAUCUUCAGUUAAAUCUGUUAGUGAUGUAGCAUCUCCGAUUAGAUCGUUUCGGACAAUCUCUUCACCAAUAAAAACUGUGGUAUCGCAGCCUCCUUACAAUAUACAGGUUACUACAGGCUCUUUCGUCAGAGCUCCUGCAGUCACAGAAGCUGCUAGUCUGAAAGGGCUGGCAUCCACUACUACAUUCCCCUCUCGGACAUCUCCAGUGACUACAGCAGGAUCUCUCUUGGAGAGAUCAUCCAUAACCAUGACGCCUCCAGCAUCCCCCAAAUCCAACAUUAACAUGUACUCUUCAAGUUUGCCUCUUAAAUCGGUCAUCACAUCAGCAUCUUCACUUUUAUCGUCCCCUCUGAAAUCAGUGGUGUCACCUGCUAAGUCAGCAGUUGAUGCUGUUUCAUCCUCUAAAGUCAUGAUGGCCUCGUCUCUCUCGUCGCCAGCAAAACAUGUAGCUGGGCACACAGAGGUACCAUUGCUUAAUGGAUCUGUGUCACCUCUGAAAUACCCAUCUUCUGCCAACUUAAUAAACGGAUCCAAAGCUGCAGCUGUUUUUCAAGACAAGAUGGCUGCAGCUGCACAUACUGCAAGUUGCACUGCCAGUGCAGUUGCUGACACGGCUGAGAGAGUGCUUUCAACAGCUACAACAAUGUCAUUUUCUCCACUCAGGUCAUUUGUGUCCUCAGCACCAUCAGCUUUCCAGUCAAUGAGAACUCCUCCUGCAGGUGCUUUGUACACAGCCCUUGGGUCAAUAUCUGCAACUACCUCAUCAGUAACUUCAUCAACAAUAACAGUGCCAGUAUAUUCUGUAGUCAAUGUUUUGUCUGAACCAGCAUUAAAGAAGCUCCCAGAGUCGUCUUCACUUACAAAAUCAGCUGCUGCGCUGCUGUCACCUAUUAAAACAUUGACUACAGAGGCACGCACACAGCCUACCUUUAGUCGAACUUCAUCACCAGUAAAAUCAUCCUUAUUUUUAGCACCUUCUGCUCUCAAAUUGUCCACACCAUCUUCUUUAUCCUCCAGUCAGGAGAUACUGAAAGAUGUCGCUGAAAUGAAGGAGGAUCUAAUAAGAAUGACUGCAAUAUUGCAGACAGAUGUCACAGAGGACAAACCGUUCCAGCCUGAGAUACCAAAAGAGGGUAGAAUUGAUGAUGAAGAGCCCUUUAAAAUUGUUGAGAAAGUAAAAGAGGACUUAGUAAAAGUUAGCGAGAUUCUCAAAAAAGAUGUGUGUUUAGAAAGUAAAGGGUCUGCUAAAGCACCCAAAAGUGAUCAAGGACACCUGUCUGAGGAUGACUGGGUAGAGUUCAGUACAGAGGAGAUUGAUGAAGCGAGACAGCAAGCUUUGACAAGCCCUCCUAUAUCUGUUCCCGAGAAGGUCCAAAUUAAAACUAAAACCGUGUCGGAAAAGGAUUAUAGCUUGUCAAAAGUUAUUGAUUACUUAGCAAACGAUAUUGGUAGCAGCUCAUUAACAAACAUAAAGUACAAGUUUGAAGAGGGGAAAAAAGAAGGUGAAGAGAGACAAAAACGCAUUUUAAAACCAGCUAUUGCAUUGCAGGAACAUAAACUUAAAAUGCCUCCAGCCUCCAUGAGGCCUUCAACAUCAGAAAAGGAGUUAUGUAAAAUUGCAGAUUCCUUUUUUGGAACAGACACUAUUUUAGAGUCUCCAGAUGACUUUUCUCAACAUGAUCAAGAUAAAAGUCCCUUGUCUGACAGUGGCUUUGAAACAAGGAGUGAAAAGACACCUUCUGCCCCACAAAGUGCUGAGAGCACAGGGCCAAAACCACUUUUCCAUGAUGUACCCAUCCCUCCCGUCAUUACGGAAACAAGAACUGAGGUCGUUCAUGUUAUCCGCAGCUACGAACCAUCAUCUGAAGAAAUUCCAGAGCAGAAAGCAGAGGAGCUACCAGCCUCAAAACCUACUCCUGCAUUUAUGGAGCUGGAGCAAAAGCCUGCUGGAUCUAUAAAAGAGAAGGUUAAAGCAUUUCAAAUGAAAGCCAGCAGCAGCGAAGAAGAUGACCAUAAGUGUGUCCUUAGUAAAGGUGUCCGAGUAAAAGAAGAAACUCAUAUCACUACGACAACUAGGAUGGUUUACCAUAAACCUCCGUGCACUGAAAGCACAUCUGAAAGAAUUGAGGAAACAAUGUCUGUUCAUGACAUAAUGAAAGCCUUUCAAUCUGGACGUGACCCUUCCAAAGAACUGGCAGGUCUAUUUGAACAUAAGUCAUCAGUAACAUCCGAUGUUAGCAAGUCUGCUGAAACUUCACCACAACAUGCAGAGAAGGACAGCAAAGUGAAACCCAAACUGGAGCGAAUAAUAGAGGUCCAUAUUGAAAAAGGUAAUCAGGCUGAACCUACUGAAGUCAUUAUUAGAGAAACAAAAAAGCAUCCAGAAAAAGAAAUGUAUGUGUAUCAGAAAGACUUACCUCGGGGAGAUAUUAACUUAAAAGAGUUGGAAAAACAUGAUGCUUUUCCUUGUUCAGAUGAACAAGGUCAGCAAGAAGAAGAGGAGCUCACAGCCGAAGAGUCACUUCCUUCUUAUCUGGAAUCCUCUAGAGUUAACACUCCUGUGUCCCAGGAAGAGGACAGUCGCCCUAGUUCUGCUCAACUCAUGUCUGAUGACUCUUACAAAACACUGAAGCUUUUGAGUCAGCACUCAAUAGAAUACCAUGAUGAUGAGUUGUCAGAACUAAGAGGGGAGUCUUACAGGUUUGCUGAGAAAAUGCUUCUUUCAGAAAAGCUAGAUGUGUCUCAUUCUGAUACUGAGGAGUCAGUUACUGACCAUGCUCUACCCCUUAGUGCAGAGUUACAGGGGUCUGAUAAACGAUGCAGAGAAAAAGUAGUUACUGCCCCCAAAAAAGAGAUCCUCUCCAAAAUCUAUAAAGAUGUAUCUGAAAAUGGUAUAGGUAAAAUGUCUAAAGACGAUCAUUAUGAUAAAGUGACAGUGUUACACUACACUGGAGAUAUUAGUAGUCCAAAACAUGCCAUGUGGAUGCGCUUUACUGAGGACAGAUUAGACAGAGGUAGAGAAAAGUUGAUAUAUGAAGACAGGGUGGACAGGACUGUUAAAGAGGCAGAAGAAAAACUGACUGAAGUAUCACAGUUUUUUCGGGAUAAAACAGAGAAGUUGAACGAUGAGCUACAGUCUCCAGAGAAGAAGCAGCAUAAAAAGAAUGGCAAAGAAAUACAUUCUAGCCAGAGCUCUGCCAGCAGCAGCCCCGAGAAAGUUCUGCUCGCUGAAUUGCCGUCAUCCGGUGAUGAAUGGAGUAAGGUGAAGCAGUAUGCGCAUGAUGGAAAAUGCUUUCCCAAGGUGGAUGAACGAAGAGCAUCCAGCUUGCCCAGCAGUCCUGAAAAAAGGAUAUUUGUGCAGCAUGCAGAGGACUCUAAACAAACUAUGGAACACAAAGGAAGUGCUCAGCAGACUGGAGCACCUGAGGUUUCACAGACUGGAUUUCAGCUGAAGCAAUCAAAACUCAGUUCCAUUAGGCUUAAAUUUGAACAAAGUAUAAGUCCGAGGAGUAAGGAUGCAACUCAAGAAGAAAAAAAACUGGAUGGUCACUCCAAAAUUCCAGUUAAGAAACUGCAAGAAAGUAAGUUACCAGUGUAUCAGUUUUAUUCCAGAGAGAAACACGCAAAGCAAGUCGAAGUCAUUGAUGGGAGCACAGCUUUACAGAAAGAGGUGAAAACACAGGAAGAAUUUGUUCCAGGUAAAGCAAAAGCUAUUGAAGACUCCCAUGCUUCAGACACUCAAAAACAAAGAACUGAGCUGAGUAAAGGCGUGCCAGAAUACUUUUCAGAACCACAGACAAAAGAACUGGCAUGUGGCUCAGACUCAACAAUGAAGGGACACUGGGACAAAAGGAUCUUUAGGACAUGGGAAAGUCCUGGAACUUCUAAUCAUAAAACACAAAAAGAAAGACUUGCACAUGUGCUGGUUCCAGAUACAGUAAAAGAAAACCAUGUUGAUCACGCUGAAGCUAAAACUGACCAAAAAAGUGAAUUUAUCACUGUGACGGAGCACAAACUGGCAGCAAAUGGAAUCCAUUCAGAAGAAGUGAAGGAACUGACUGUAAAAUCUCCCUCAAAAAGGGUUUUAUACCGAGAAUUUGUUGUAAGAGAGGGGGAACGUAAUGGUGAAGUGGCCGAUAAAAUACCCAAAAGGAAAGAAGACAUUGCUGUGUCCCAUAUUCCAGUCAGAGUUGUUGAGGAGAAGAGAACCAUGCUUGAUGGUGUUUAUGAACGUUCAGCCAAAGUAUCCCAGUCAGCUGUGAUUAAGGGGAAAGUUGAGAGACAGAUGGAUUAUGUGGAAGAUGAGAAAGUAAAGCAUUCAGAAACCAGGAAAGUUACCAAGCAGCAGAGCUCAACAGGACUAAGUCCUCCUGUUGAGGAAACUGAGCUAUCCCCUAGCAAAUCACCAGAUUCUUUAGAAUGCAGUCCUGGAAAGGAAUUUCCUUCAAGUGAGUUAGCUGACCCUGGUGCCAGUGAUUACUUGGAUAAAGUUGCACCUCUAGUAAGCACUGAGGGAGUAAAAGAGAUUAAGACCUUACCUGUUUACGUCAGUUUUGUACAAGUAGGAAAGCAAUAUGAGAAAGAGGUGCAACAAGGAAGUAUAAAAAAAAUUGUCAGUCAGGAGAGUAAGACAGUACAAGAGACAAGGGGAGCAUUUUACACAGCUAGACAGCAAAAACAACCUCCUUCUCCACAAGGCAGUCCAGAAGAUGACACACUAGAACAAGUGUCCUUUAUAGAUAGCUCUGGUAAAAGCCCUUUAACACCAGAAACACCAAGUUCAGAGGAAGUGAGUUAUGAGUUUACCUCUAAAACACCCGACUCACUAAUAGCUUAUAUCCCAGGCAAGCCCAGCCCUAUACCUGAGGUAUCUGAGGAGUCAGAGGAGGAAGCAGAGGCUAAGUCAACGUCUGUAAAACAGGCAGAAGUUGUGGAACCACAGAUUGACAAAGCAUUACCUAAUCACAUAAAUAAGGACUCUAACAAAAGACCCAAAGGUAACAGAGUUGCCUACAUCGAAUUCCCUCCUCCUCCACCACUGGAUGCAGAUCAAGGCGAGUCCGAAAAGAAGCCUCAUUAUUCCACUGAGAGUGAGAUGGAAAUGACAGAAGUCAACUUGCAAGAUGAACACGACAAAUGCCAGCUGGCUGAACCUGUCAUAAGAGUACAGCCACCAUCUCCUGUGCCGCCGGGAGCAGAUGUCAGUGACUCCAGUGAUGAUGAAUCUCUCUAUCAACCUGUUCCACUUAAAAAGUAUACAUUCAAACUGAAAGAACUGGAAGAUGACAAGAAAGAAACCUCAAAACCCAGAGCUCCUGAAAAGAUUGAGAAACAGAAAGAGUUAGGACAUCCCGCUUCUGGGAAACCUCAUGAGUUUGACACUGGGCUUGAUUCACCCCAGAAUGAUGUAGUGCAAAAUGGGAGUAACAAUGACCAGUCUGUCACAGAGUGUUCCAUAGCAACCACUGCAGAAUUCUCCCAUGAUACCGAUGCAACAGAGAUUGACUCUCUAGACGGUUAUGAUUUGCAAGAUGAAGAUGAUGGUUUAACUGAGAGUGAUUCUAAACUUGCAGGUCCAGCAGUUGAAACCAAAAAGGACGUAUGGACUACAGAAGGCAUUCUAAAGCAGACCGAUCGCUGCUUUAGCCAGAGUAAGCUUGAAGUCAUUGAAGAGGAAGGCAAGGUAGGCCCCGAAGAAGACAAGGCACCUUCAAAGGGUCCAGCUUCUGAAAAAGCCGGAGAUAAGAGUGACCAGAAGUCAGGGGCACAGUUUUUCACUUUGGAAGGCAGACACCCUGACAGGACUGUAUUUCCUGACACAUAUUUCAGUUAUAAAGUAGACGAAGAAUUUGCAACACCUUUCAAAACAGUGGCCACCAAGAGUCUAGAUUUUGAUCCGUGGUCCAAUAACCGAGGUGACGAUGAAGUGUUUGAGACUAAAUCAAGGGAUGAUGAGGCUAAGCCAUUUGGUCUGGCAGUGGAAGACAGAUCUCAAGCAACAACACCCGAUACAACGCCAGCCAGAACUCCAACAGAUGAAAGUACACCAACUAGCGAGCCCAACCCCUUCCCAUUUCAUGAAGGGAAGAUGUUUGAGAUGACUCGCAGUGGUGCAAUUGACAUGAGCAAGAGGGAUUUUGUUGAAGAAAGACUCCAAUUUUUUCAGAUUGGUGAGCAUACUUCUGAAGGGAAGUCAGGGGACAAGGGGGAAGGGGAUAAAAGUACAGUCACUGUCACCACACAGCCACAGGCAGGGGACAGCACUGUAGAAACAAACCUAGAGAGACCAGUAGAAACAACAGCAGUUGAACAUAAGCCCAUCAUCCAGGCCAGUGGAGAUUGCAUGGAACAAACCCUUGGUAGUAACUCACUGGAAAAGUCAUCGGCAGCGGUAAAUGCUUCUAAAGUUGACCCCAAAUUGCGCACACCAAUUAAAAUGGGAAUUUCUGCUUCCACCAUGACUCUGAAGAAAGAUGGCCCUGGCGAAAUGACAGAUAAGAUAGAAGCUGUGAUGCCAAGUGGUCAGGGAUUAGAAAAUGAAGCUGUAGCAGUGAUGGCGAGUUCAGCUUCUAGCCAGACAAGCUGUAGGCAAACAGAAAACACUGAUUUUCCAAAAGAUAAUUAUAAUAACAACAACAAUUUGGAUUCAUCCGCUGUCCCUCCAGAUGAUAGUACCUGUAAUGUAGUGCUAAAAGAACAUUCGGAACCCAAAUGUUCCCUCCAGAAUGGUAAUCAAGAGAAAAGCACUUCAGGAAAAGGUACAGGGACAACACAAGGACACAGAGUAAGAGAUAAGCAAAAACCACACGGAGAGCAGCAAAAGUCAACAGAAAUGGUAGGGGCUAGAGGAAAAUCCAAGCUUCCUGUAAAGGCCAGCUCAGUAAAAGAAGCCUUUUCACAGAAUAUUCUCCAAAGCAAUACAGGGAGUAAAGCGAGAGCGGCUAAAAAGCCUGACAAAGCCAAACAAAACAAUUCUCCCUGUCUAGAAGCAAGGUCUAGGAUUCCUGUAAAAAAUACACAUAAGAGUAAUCUAGCUAGAAGAACUCCAGCCCUGCCAAAACAAGAGCAGGUAGAGAAAGAAAAAGCAAAGCAGCUUCCUUCUAAAUUACCAGUAAAGGUAAGAUCUACCUCCGUCACCAUGACAACAGUUAAAGUAAGGAAAAACCAGCUUAGGGAGGUAUGUAAACAUUCUAUUGAAUAUUUUAAGGGAAUUAGUGGUGAGACAUUAAAGCUUGUGGAUCGUCUAUCUGAUGAAGAGAAAAAGAUGCAGUCAGAGGUCUCUGAUGAUGAAGAAGACAGUACAUCAAGGAACACAUCCUUAUCAGAAGCUACUCAAGUUUACCAGCCUUCCAUUACAUCGAAGUCUGCUAGAGACAUGAGAACAGAGGCAGCAUCUAUAAAAUCAAAGAGUGAAAAGGCCGACAGUGAGAGGAGGAGGAGUAAGAGGACUGGUCCACAGAGUCCAUGCGAACGGACAGAUAUAAGGAUGGCAAUUGUAGCUGAUCAUCUAGGACUUAGCUGGACAGAACUGGCAAGAGAACUGAAUUUUUCCGUGGAUGAAAUAAAUCAAAUCCGAGUAGAAAACCCAAAUUCUCUUAUUGCUCAAAGUUUCAUGUUAUUAAAAAAAUGGGUUACCAGAGAUGGGAAAAAUGCUACAACUGAUGCCUUAACCUCUGUAUUGACAAAAAUUAAUCGAAUAGAUAUCGUGACCCUGUUGGAAGGACCAAUAUUUGAUUAUGGAAAUAUUUCAGGCACCAGAAGUUUUGCAGAUGAAAAUAACGUUUUUCAUGAUCCCAUUGAUGGUUAUCCCACCCUUCAAGUGGAACUGGAAACUCCCACUGGGUUGCGCUUCGUGCCACCCGCCCCUUUCCAUCAGGAUGAUUUCUUUAGUGACACCUCUAGCCUAGAGUCACCCCUUAGAACUCCCAGUAGACUGAGUGAUGUGUUAGUGACAUCCCAGGGACAAGUAGAUGGUACAGCAGCAGCACCGCCAGUGGUGACUGAAGAAGACACUUCACUGGAUGACAAGCUCGAUUUCUCACUGCCUAGAGAAGGAGCACCUAAAGAUAUUUCUGUAGGCGAGAGCCAGUUGGAGGAAGUGGACCUUAAGGAUUUUCCACGGUAUCUUGGUAGUUAUGGCGGGAUAUCAAAAGAUACAAAACAAAGGCAAAGUGAAGAGACUAGUAAAACAGGAGUAAGGACUGGACAGCCUGAGAGAGAAAAGUCUGGUAUUGAUGAGGAGAUGACAGAAGAAAAGUUUAAAUCUUUGUUUGAGGACAUUCAUCUGGAAGAAGGAACUGAGUCUGAGGAGAUGAUGGAAGAGAAAAUGUGGUCAAUUCUUAAAGGUGUUCAACAAGCAGAACAGGAAAUAUCUUCAAUUACAGGUUGGCAGCCUGACUCGUCAAGUGUCACCGAGACAUCAACAUCGGGACGCAAAAUAGGUGGUAGCCUGCUAGAUCGCUUGGAUGACAGUUUGGACCAAGGUAGGGAUUCUGUUACCUCAUAUGUCAAAGGAGAAGCAGGGAAGCCAGAAACAAAUGGAAGCCUAUCCGAAUCCACAUCAGAGAUGAAAACUAAAUCAUACAUCCAGGAAUCUUUAAAUGAUGUGGGAAAACAGAGUGACAAAGAAGCUCUGAAAUCAAAGCCCCAAAUUUCAGCUGGUACUGAUGAGCAAACGUUAUCAUCAACAGCAUAUCAGAAAUCUUUGGACGAUACUAGCAAGCCAACAACAGAAGGCAGCAAAACAUCUGUGCCUGUCAGUGUGAAGAAGAUGAGCUGGAGUACUUCUGAGGAUGGCAAGCCAAGGACAAGCAUCCAAGAAGAAGAGGGAGCAGUAAUGUCAGAACAGAAGGGUGAGGAAGCAAAAAACAUUCCCGGUGAAUCUGUAACAGAGGAACAGUUUACCGAUGAAGAAGGCAACGUCAUCACGAGAAAAAUCACCCGGAAGGUAGUAAGACGUGUUGUUAUCCCCCAUGAGAGGAGAGUUGGUGAAAUGCAGGGAGAAGCUUAUAAGGUUAAGACAAAGAAAGAAGUCAGACACGUUGAGAAGAAAAGUUACUCAUGAAAGCUGAAAACCAACCAUUGAAUGGACUGUGUGCUUUUACUGCCAGUAUUCCAAAGGGGCACAGAUGGAAGAAAAAUCGACAGGAAUUAAACCUUCACCUAUAGAAGUGUGCGUGUGUUUGCUGCUUCCACACAUUAACCGCAUGGUUUUUAUGCAAAAACAAAACAAAACAAGAUUAAUUUAGCAUGAGCCAAUUUACAGAGCAUGGAAAUUCACGUUCAUUCACAGGAUUGGAAGGUGCUCAGUUACCAGUGCAGUGUAUAUAUACAAGAUGCCAUGCUGAUAACAGCUUCCUUCAAGCAGUUUGAUGUCAUCUCAAAAGAAAUCAAUUCCUGUGGCCAGAGGGAAUGUACGAAGACAAAAAUGGUUAAACCUUGGAAAGACACUAAAGAUUACUAAAAUCCACUACAGCUCGCCUUAUUUUUCUUGGACCCAAACUGUCAGGGUAAUAAAACACUAUUUGUUUCUUUUUUAAACAUCAAUAGUUUUGCUGUAAAUAAAUAACACUGUGUAAAUUCUAACAGAAUAGAAUAAAUGUUGAUAAGGCACUGCCUUUUCGAUCACAAACAGAAUACUGCAGAUGCAUUGAGCAGGCUAAGGUGUCUCAAAAGGCUGCACCUACAGGGAUAUUCUGGGUGUAUCUUCACAAAUUUCUUGUAUAUUAGCAAUUAUAAUGUUUGUAUAUGCAAAAAAAAAGGAAAAAAAAAAAAGCUAGCUUGAUUUUAAAAAAAUCUUUAAAAUCUGCUGCAAAUUUAAAUGAUUCCCAAAAUGAGGAAUUCUGUAGUUCUGUGAAAAUUUUUCUUCAGAGUACUAAUAUUUUGAUGCAUGUGUUUCACCUUAUUUUGACUAAAUCUUUUCCAGUUUUGCAAACACAAUAUAUACCGCAACAUGACAAAUAAGAUUUUAUCUGUAAACACAAAGCCCUUCAUCUAAUAUUUGUUGCUGUUGCCAAUUUUUCAAUGAAAUGACCUAAAACCCAUAACAUAUACAGUAGUUGCAUUAUGGGGAGGGGGGUGCUAUCUGUUCUUGCUUUCUAACGGGGGUAAUGCUUGCAGCUUUAGAAUCGGGUUGGUGCUCAAAGGAGCACAAGUUUGGGAUAUUUUUAAAUGAACUGAGGAGAAAUUAUUAGCUAAUAGACUGGCAGCACGCUGUAAAAUUAUUACUGUAUUGUGUACUGGCUAUAAGAUGUAGAAUCUUUCAGUAAGCCAAUCAUCUGUAAUCAUCCUAGCAGUGUAAUAUUAGGUUGUUAAGGCUGCUGUGUUUUAAAGGGCAUUUUUAUUUGGGUUUUGGUGAAAUACUUUAAUUUGUUGAUUAUAUUCAUAUUGAAAACAGCAUUCAUUGAUAAUAGCUCUAAUUACAUAUGUAUGAAAACAACAAACACUGGAUGAUCUAGUUGAUUAUUUAAGCAUAAAAUAAAUUGUGUUAAGACUCUUGGAUAA
Molecule: messenger RNA, 15706 nt
Organism: Pogoniulus pusillus (Red-fronted tinkerbird)
Lineage: Eukaryota; Metazoa; Chordata; Aves; Piciformes; Lybiidae
Gene: ANK3
Product: ankyrin 3
Exons: 47
Coding region: 576-14267 (4563 amino acids)
Biological process (GO): signal transduction
Molecular function (GO): protein binding
Source: RefSeq, a predicted model, not a curated record